Acytostelium subglobosum LB1 is the source of this 696-nucleotide messenger RNA. RefSeq lists its product as hypothetical. Gene Ontology annotation, biological process: protein targeting to membrane; peptidyl-L-cysteine S-palmitoylation. Gene Ontology annotation, molecular function: protein-cysteine S-palmitoyltransferase activity. The record is from RefSeq and is a predicted model, not a curated record. Gene Ontology annotation, cellular component: endoplasmic reticulum; Golgi apparatus. The transcript is spliced from 5 exons. The annotation marks the transcript as partial. Lineage: Eukaryota; Evosea; Eumycetozoa; Acytosteliales; Acytosteliaceae.
AUGCCAAAGAAGACUGUAUAUAUCAACAAUCGUGAAGUUGCAUUAGUAUAUUGUAAAUCAUGUAACAUAUAUCGACCGCCGAGGUCUACACAUUGCGGAGAUUGUAAUCGAUGCGUCUUAGAGUUUGAUCAUCAUUGUCCUUGGAUCAGUAACUGUGUCGGUAAAAGGAACUAUAGACACUUUGUAUAUUUUGUCUGGUCCACUGUCUUGCUGGCCGUUAUAACAAUGUCCACCAGUUUAGUUACCAUUAUCAUGCUAACAAAUGAACUACAUUCAUUUAUACAAGCAGUUGCUCAUGCACCUAUUGCAUUGUUACUUGGAGGAUAUGCCUUCUUCCUCUUCUGGACAUUGAUUGGUCUUGGAGGAUAUCACCUGCAUCUAAUAUGCAAGAACGUCACAACCAAGGAGGAUCUCAAGGGAUUGAAGAAUCCAUACGAUGAGGGAUCAACGAAGGCUUGUUGCCACUUUGUGUUGGACAACAAGGGUCCGACAUAUCCAACAUAUAGUGAUUCAUCGUUUGCCUAUGCAACUCGAUACCAAUCAGCAAACACAAACACAAGUUCAUCAACAUCACAGAGAGAUACAGUUAUAACAAUUCCACCACAUAUAUUUAGUAGUAGUUAUGACGAAGAAGACGAUGGCAGUAGACAAGGUCUCCUAUCAUCAUACGAGAAACAAAGUAGUCAACUUCAUCCU